Molecule: messenger RNA, 3550 nt
Organism: Pteropus alecto (black flying fox)
Lineage: Eukaryota; Metazoa; Chordata; Mammalia; Chiroptera; Pteropodidae
Gene: FOXM1
Product: forkhead box M1
Exons: 10
Coding region: 163-2562 (799 amino acids)
Biological process (GO): carbohydrate metabolic process; regulation of DNA-templated transcription; G2/M transition of mitotic cell cycle
Molecular function (GO): sequence-specific DNA binding; alpha-L-fucosidase activity; DNA-binding transcription factor activity
Source: RefSeq, a predicted model, not a curated record
CGGCCGGCCUGGCGCGAGUCCUUGUCCGGGACCCUGGCUCGGUCCCCAGGUUGGAGGAGCCCGGAACCCGCCCUAGGAGCCACAGCCCAACAGCGGCGGCGGCUGCAGUCUGGAGGGUCCAUGCUUGUGCUUCUCAAUGGAGAGUGAAAGCACGGAUUCAUAAUGAAAACCAGCCCCCGUCGGCCACUGAUUCUCAAAAGACGAAGGCUGCCCCUUCCUGUUCAAAAUGCCCCAGGUAAAACAUCAGAAGAGGAGUCUAAGAGGCCCCUUGCCCAGCAAGGGCCUAGUCAAGUGCAGGCCUCCAAAGAGGUGGCAGAGUCCAACUCUUGCAAGUUUCCAGCUGGGAUCAAGAUUAUUAACCACCCCACCAUGCCCAACACCCAAGUGGUGGCCAUCCCCAACAAUGCCAAUAUCCAGAACAUCAUCACAGCAUUGACCGCCAAAGGAAAAGAGAGUGGCAGCAAUGGGCCCAACAAAUUCAUCCUCAUCAGCUGUGGGGGAGCCCCUACUCACGCUCCAGGACCCCAGCCUCAAGCCCAAACUAGCAAUGAUCCCAAGAGGACAGAAGUGCUCACCGAGACCCUGGGACCAAAGCCUACAGCUAAGGAUGUGAAUCUUCCUAGACCACCUGGAGCCCUUCCUGGGCAGAAAUGGGAGAGUUGUGGUAUGUGGUCUACAAGGCAAAGGGCUGGCGGUGAGGCAGCAGGCUGUACUCUCGACAACAGCUUGACCAACAUCCAGUGGCUUGGAAAGAUGAGUUCUGAUGGACUGGGCUCCUGCAGCAUCAAGCAAGAGAUGGAGGGAAAGGAGAAUCUUCACCUGGAGCAGAGUCAGGUUAAGGUUGAGGAGCCCCCAGGAGCAUCAACAUCCUGGCAGGACUCUGUGUCUGAGCGGCCCCCAUACUCUUACAUGGCCAUGAUACAAUUCGCCAUCAACAGCACGGAGAGGAAGCGCAUGACCUUGAAAGACAUCUAUACCUGGAUUGAGGACCACUUCCCUUAUUUUAAGCACAUGGCCAAGCCAGGCUGGAAGAAUUCCAUUCGCCACAACCUGUCUCUCCAUGACAUGUUUGUUCGAGAGACAUCUGCCAAUGGCAAGGUAUCCUUUUGGACCAUUCACCCCAGUGCCAAUCGCUAUUUGACCUUGGACCAGGUGUUUAAGCCACUGGACCCAGGGUCUCCACAAUCGCCCGAGCACUUGGAAUCACAGCAGAAACGACCCAAUCCUGAGCUCCGCCGGAAUGUGACCAUCAAAACUGAACUCCCACUGGGCGCACGGCGGAAGAUGAAGCCACUCCUACCCCGGGUCAGCUCAUACCUGGUGCCCAUCCAGUUCCCAGUGAACCAGCCACUGGUGUUACAGCCCUCGGUAAAGGUGCCAUUGCCCCUCGCAGCUUCACUCAUGAGCUCAGAGCUUGCCCGCCAUAGCAAGCGGGUUCGAAUUGCCCCUAAGCUUCUGGGUUUCCAGUCUUGGUUAAGAAGGUCACCCCCACCCUCAGAUUGUACAUGUAGUCUCCUAGAUUCUCUUUCAGGAUUUGUGCUGCUAGCUGAUGAGGGGGUAGCCCCUCUUCCUGCUGCAGGACCAGCGAGAGAAGAGAAACUCCUGCUUGGAGAAGGGCUGUCUCCUAUGCUUCCCGCUCAGCCCAUCAAGGAGGAAGAAAUCCAGCCUGGGGAGGAAACACCACACUUAGAGAGGCCCAUCAAGGUCGAAAGUCCGCCCUUGGAAGAGUGGCCCUCGCCAUGCCCGUCUGUCAAAGAGGAGCCAUCUCAGUCCUGGGAGGACUCGUCCCACUCUCCCACUCCAAAGCCCAACAAGUCCUACAGUGGGCUCAAGUCCCCAGCCCAGUGUGUCUCUGAAAUGCUCGUGAUUAAACGAAGGGAGAGGAGGGAGAUGAGCCGGUCUCGAAGGAAACAGCACCUACUGCCUCCCUGUGUGGAUGAGCCCGAGCUGCUCUUCUCAGAGGGUCCUGGGACUUUGCGACGAGCCACGGAGUUCGCUCUCCCCUCAGAGUCUUCUGCGCCCCUCUCCCAGCUUGGCUACUCCCAGGGGGAGGGAGGACCUUUUAAGACACCCAUUAAGGAGACGCUGCCUAUCUCUUCCACCCCGAGCAAAUCAGUCCUCCCCUUGACCCCCGAAUCCUGGAGGCUCACACCCCCAGCCAAAGUUGGGGGGUUCGAUUUCAGCCCAGUACAAACCCCCCAAGGUCCCUUUGGCCCCCUGCCUGACUCCCUAGGGCUGACAGAUCUUAGUACCACCCCACUGAAAAGUAUCCCCCUCUUUGACUCACCCCGAGAGCUCCUCAAUUCUGAGCCCUUUGACCUCACCUCUGACCCUUUUGGCGGCUGUUCCCCCUCAGAUAUGGAGGUCCCCAAGCCAGGCUCCCCUGAGCCACAGGUUGCCAGCCUUUCAGCCAACCGUUCCCUGACAGAAGGUCUAGUUCUGGACACAAUGAAUGACAGCCUCAGCAAGAUCCUGCUGGACAUCAGCUUCCCCGGCCUGGAGGAGGACCCACUAGGCUCUGACAACAUCAGCUGGGCUCAGUUCAUUCCUGAGCUGCGGUAGAGACCUGGCCUUACCCUAGCUGCUCAAGCUGCCCACUCUUCAAGGCACUUGUGUGGCUGGGCUGUCCAAGGGCUCUGAUUAAGGACAGCAGACAGAGACCGUCCGCUCCUUUAGCCCCACUUUGCCUGGUUAUGUCAAGGCACACGUCACACCAUAGCUGCCACUGGGCUCUCUGCAGGCAGCGAGGCCCUGGUGACUGUUCUCUGUGCUACCCUGUGCUCCCCAAGAGAAUCUGAUUCCUCAUUCUCCCUGCUAGAGCUGAAGGGCGCGCAUAGCAAAAGCAAGGGUGCAAAGAGGUUAGGAACUCCCCAAACUACAUUCUGUGCCCAGCAGUCUCGUGUUCCCUGCUCCUUACAGGAUAAUAUUCUCCAAAUUAUCCUCUGAUUAUAAAUGUAAGCUUAUUUUCUUAGAGCAUUAUCUAGAGACUGCCAGAGGUGGGUAGGAUGACAGUGGUUUGUUUGCUUCUGUUCCUUGCUUUUAGUUCCUAGAGAAGGGGGGGACCUGCAAUGCACAGUUUCUUCCAGGCCCAAGGUACCUACCUCAAGGGUUCUUUACUGUAGGCACCCAGACAAGCAGAUCUGCUUGCCAGGAUCCCUCUUAUUGCCCCUCCCGCCUACAUCCCUCUCCACGUUUCUAGAUCAACUUCCCUACAAGAAGUAAUCCUGGUAAAAAGGUCUCUUAUAAUGGGUCAAGAGUUGAAUUGGGGAUGGGGAAUGGAUGCAUCUGAAGCACAGGGUGUGGGUGCCCAGAUACACGCUCAUGAGAUUUUUCUCUGAUAAUGUCCCUAAUCAUGCCGGAGAGGCUAGCAUUGACGAGAACUUGGCCCAAGGCUUGAGAAGGCUGAAAGGGCCCUGACCUGCCUGGCUUCCUUAUCUCGUAUUGCCGCUUUGCAAAGAGCCACCCUAGACCCCAGCUCACCACAUGCAUGUGAGCCAGCUCAAGAACACUACUGUAACUACUACUCAAUAAAAUCCAGGGUGGAAAUGCU